Selaginella moellendorffii is the source of this 663-nucleotide messenger RNA. RefSeq lists its product as uncharacterized. NCBI's taxonomy places the organism in Eukaryota, Viridiplantae, Streptophyta, Lycopodiopsida, Selaginellales, Selaginellaceae. The transcript is spliced from 4 exons. The record is from RefSeq and is a predicted model, not a curated record. Bases 1 to 663 code for a protein of 220 amino acids.
AUGACAGGUCUCGAGACAGUCGUAAACCAGACUCGUCGCCGGCGAGGAAGAGCGCGGCGUUGGCGAUGUCCAAGGCGCAGAGCGGGCGGUUUGGAAGCAGCGAGUUCUUCUUCACAAUCUCCACGACCUUCUCCGCCGUCACAGCUCCACGGCACUGGACCGGACGAGGCCAAUAACUCCAGCCUUGCACAUCGCGUAGGCGUGAGGCGAGAGGCCCCCGACUAUCCCGGCCACGCUGCCCGUGAGGAUGAUCGAGCCGGCGGCGCGAGGCUUCAUGACGCGAGCGGCGUGCUUGAGCGCCAGGAAGUGGCCCCGGAGGUUGACGUGCAUGGUGCGCUCCAGCUCGGCCACGUCCGUCUGAUCCAACGGCCCCAGCGCGCCCAGGAUGCCGGCGUUGCUGAAGACAACGUCUACGUGUCCGGCAAUGGAGUGGGCCACGUCCAAGGCGGCGGCCACGUCCGGCUCCGCGGUGACGUCGCAGUGGACGUAGCGAGCAGCGGUCGGGGAGGAGAAGUCCCGCUGGAGCUCCCGCGCGAGGUGGCUGCCGAGCUCGUCCUGGACGUCGGCUAUGACGACUUGAGCGCCGUGCGCGACGAAGUGGCGGACGGUGGCGUCGCCGAUACCGUUUGCUCCACCGGUGAUGAUUGCCACUUUGCCGAGUAA